Sporothrix brasiliensis 5110 is the source of this 333-nucleotide messenger RNA. RefSeq lists its product as uncharacterized. The transcript has 2 exons. The record is from RefSeq and is a predicted model, not a curated record. The coding region runs from base 1 to 333 and encodes 110 amino acids. Lineage: Eukaryota; Fungi; Ascomycota; Sordariomycetes; Ophiostomatales; Ophiostomataceae.
AUGUGCAAAUGGAUUUGUAGACACUACGACUGCGACCACAAAAAGUACAUCGUCUCCAGCUUCUGCCAGCGCUACAUCAAGUCCCGCGGCCGCAUCUGCCACGCCAUCGCGCACGUGUACUACGACGAGAACUACCUGGGCGAGCUCUGCCCCCAGUGCCGCAACGUCAUGACCGACAACCACCGCGAGUACAUGUUCAAGAUCUACAAGGACCUGAACAAGAAGCACCCGGACCGCAACUGGGACAGGGUCGUCGCCGCCGCGCGCUUUCCCACCAACAACACGCAGGCAAGAGCCGUUCAGCUCCACUACCGAGCGGUGCAGUUGUGGUGA